UAAUUAAAAGUUAAUUAUGAACCGAGAUCGCCGUUUCUGGACCGAUUUCAUUGACAUAUAUAGAACCCAGCCCGCUCUGUGGCGCCGUGGCAGUAAGGAAUACGGCGACAAGUGGCUCAAGGGCAGGGGUUACGACCGACUGGUGGCCAAACUGCGCGAACGGUACCCGAAGGCGGACCGCCAAACGGCGAUCAAGAAAAUAAAUUGCCUCCGGACGAACUAUAGGCGAGAGAAACGUAUGGUGGAUAUGCACAGACGGGCGGGAGAACACUGCUCCACGACCCUGUGGUUUUUCCACCAGUUCAGCUUCCUGGAUGAAUCGCAGCACACCAAUGAAAGCCAGGAUGUUUUCCAGGAGACGAAAGAAGACAACGAAGACCCUGAUUUCUACAGCCCUUGGCAAAAGCAGCUCAACUGCGGGAACUACAUUGAGCUCUACGACGAGAUGCUGGUGGACAGCGACUGUGACAGGGAAGAGGAUGGACUAAAGGAGAAUCUAAACUUCUGGCAGGAGUUUUUCAAAACAUAUGAAGGCUUACCCUCCCUGUGGAAGACGGACAGCGCAGAGUAUCGAGACAGGCAGCGGAAGAACAGAGACUACAAGGUUCUGGUAGAUAAGCUAAGGGAGGUCUAUCCCCGAGCGGCCUCCAAAGAUAUGGCCAAGCGCAGGAUCAACCACUUUUGUUCUGCUUUCCAACUUGAACACAGAAAAGUUUUGGAUGCCGAGAAGUCCAAGUUGAUCUACGUUCCAAAGCUAUGGUGUUACAAUCUCUUGUUAUUCCUCAGCGAUCACCUAGAGAGUAGCGAUGAUCUCAUGGAGGAAGAAGAAACUGGUCAGAAGAAUUUCCGGGCUGUCGAAGACUCAAAGGGAUCUGCUGGCUUCUCUGAGUUCAACAGAUUCGAUAAUGAAACACCAACAGACCUAAGUAGCGCAUUGAGCAACAAAUCAAAUAACUCCAGUACCCUGGAGGACCCCAUAACUUUAUCGUGGAGUGCCCAAUACAAUGAAAUGGACGGACACCAAAAGAUCUUGGCCCGGAAACUAAUAGGCGACAUCUUGUUUCAGGGUUGCCUGGGCAACCUAAACAUGGAACUAACCAAGGCCGUCCAGAAUGUGUUUAGUUGUCCAGAAACUCAAAAAAGGUAAAUAGGAAGGAAUAGCAUGCACUUAAGUGACCUUACGUUAUUGUUAAGUAUUAGAUGUUAAUUGCUUAGUGUUAAUUAACUAACGAAAUGCUUCAGGGAAAGCCAGUUUUCUAUAGAUAUGUUAUAUGAUCAAUCUUUCAUGACAUUUUGAAUCGAAAUGACAUCCAACGUAUUCCAAGAAUUUCUUUAUACCUAAAUCAGUGAACUUUUAAAGUUGUUUACUUAAGAGUAAGGACCUUUCAAAAUCAUUUCCUGUAUCUGCGACAUUAAAUAUUGAUAUUGGCAAUUUCCAAUUAUUUCAAGCGUCUUGACACAACUGUAACCAAGACCUUUGAACUCUGGCAAACACCAGACCAGGGCCAUCAAACCGAAAGCAUUGCAAUUAAUUAAUGCCGCUGGGUCAGCGAGUCAAUAAAGGUGGAGUGUCUUUGACUUUUA
Molecule: messenger RNA, 1584 nt
Organism: Drosophila serrata
Lineage: Eukaryota; Metazoa; Arthropoda; Insecta; Diptera; Drosophilidae
Source: RefSeq, a predicted model, not a curated record